This is a messenger RNA of Ilex paraguariensis (yerba mate), 362 nucleotides long. The record is from the annotation of a GenBank genome assembly. NCBI's taxonomy places the organism in Eukaryota, Viridiplantae, Streptophyta, Magnoliopsida, Aquifoliales, Aquifoliaceae.
GGAGUUGUUGGGCAUUCUCAACGGUUACUGCUGUGGAAGGAAUAAAUCAGAUUGUAACAGGUGAUUUAACAGUCCUAUUAGAGCAGGAGUUGGUGGAAUGUGAAAAUUCUUAUAAUCAAGGAUACAAUGGUGGUCUUAUGGAUUAUGCUUUUCAAUUUAUCAUCAACAAUGGUGGAAUUGAAUCUAAGGAAGAUUACCCUUACCGAGAGGUCUUCCUCACCCCCGUCGUCCUCAAAGAGUGUCGCCGCAUCGUCGCUGACAGCGAGGAAGGUCAGCAAUGCUUGAUGAGCAUUGGUAUUUAUGGGGUCUUGAAGGACAAAGGGAUGAUGGCACCACCUGGAUUGCAAGGAGGAAAAAUUUAA